AUUUGGAAAUUUGUCGAGUUUUUGUGAAAAAAUAGCAAUUAAUUUAAAACUAAAACAAAAAAUCAAAAGAAAAUUAUUUAAUUUUAAACACUUCCAUAAAAAAAAAUAAAAAUCCAACAUGGCUCAACAGGAAUCACAGGUUAUGAGUUUACCUCUUCCUCCGGUGCAAUAUAUUAAUCUGUUUUCGGAGGAUAGUAUAAGGCGUAAUCGAGCGCCUAGGCCUCCUCCACCCAUUCAAGAUAUGUACAGCAUGUUUGGCAUACAGUACAACAAUGAGGAAAUGAUACGUUCGUUGGAAUCACAGAAUAUUAAAAGACUUAUACCCAUACACUUUGACAGGCGAAAAGAGCUGAAGAAAUUGAAUCAUUCUUUGUUUGUGAAUUUCCUGGACUUGAUUGAUUUACUAAUACAAUAUCCCGACAGUCCUAGAAGAACAGAAAAGAUUGAUGACUUAAGUUUGUUAUUCGUUCAUAUGCACCAUCUACUCAAUGAAUUUCGUCCUCACCAGGCCCGCGAAACUCUGCGUGUUAUGAUGGAAAUGCAAAAACGCCAGCGUGUGGAGACCACCAAUCGUUUUCAGAAGCAUUUGGAACGUGUACGUGAUAUUGUCAACAAUGCCUUUGCCGCUCUGCCCGAAAUCACCGAUGAAGAUCUUAGUGAGGGUGAUGUGAAAAUGGAAGUUGAUUCUCAAGACGCAAAUAAUGGUAGUAAAUCGGAUGCUAGUUAUCAAUUAGAUCGUAUUAUGUGUAAUGUUAUUGAUAACAUGGAAUAACCUUAAAGAAUGUGGUCGGACUGACAAUGAAUAUGGUAUGGUAUAUAUAAACUUUAGUUUGUAAUAAAUUAGUUUUUUCAUAAUAAAAUUAUUUUUAAUGUAUAUUAGAAAAUUAAGUAAACAAAUAUCAAAAAUAUAUAUAAUUUUAUUUAAAAAAAGUAUAAAA
This is a messenger RNA of Calliphora vicina (urban bluebottle blowfly), 938 nucleotides long. RefSeq names its product mediator complex subunit 7 (gene MED7). Bases 119 to 772 code for a protein of 217 amino acids. Lineage: Eukaryota; Metazoa; Arthropoda; Insecta; Diptera; Calliphoridae. Gene Ontology annotation, biological process: regulation of transcription by RNA polymerase II. The transcript is spliced from 2 exons. The record is from RefSeq and is a predicted model, not a curated record. Gene Ontology annotation, cellular component: core mediator complex; mediator complex. Gene Ontology annotation, molecular function: transcription coregulator activity.